UGAAUGCAUAAUGAAGUAUGGGGCUGUGCGGAAAUUUUACCAUUCCCACGAAAGGAGAAAGGUUGUGGUACAAAAGCGUAAAAGUGCACGCGACAACACCGAAAGUCAUUGAGGGUAGUUUUCAGGUCUUAGGACUUCAAGGAAGCCUUAGAAAACAUCAUUGUAAAGACGAAGCAUCGCGGGUUCGAAGAAUGUAUGUAUUCAUUUUACUUGUUUGAAAAUUUAUUGAUUAACGGAUGCCCAAAUUACCUCUCAAGAUUGUCGCGUGUACUUUAGUCCUUCUCCCGAAAACCUUCGUCGAAUCUGUUCUGCACAUCAUCAUUGCGCGUUAGAGCUACGACGGCGACGUACCUGAAGACGAUCAACUCCGAAUAUGAAACCAAUGCCUGCUUCCGAACGCUUGCGUCACAGUGAAUCGGGUUUAUAGAAGUUAUCUAUGAUAAUGGAUUUCUACAUGACUUUUUUAACGUUAAAUGCAAAUUAGGAGUUUUGUUUCUAUGUAAAACACACACAGAAAAGGGAAGAAAAGUAAACAAGAACUUAGAAACGCACCCGCGCCAAAGGUAUCCACUACCAAAAUUCAGACGUUUGUGCCUAGUUUGAUGCGAUUUGUACACGUACCAAAACCAAGUAACGAUCAAAACCCAGGUACGAAACGAUUGCUUUAGACAUAGGAAACAUACCCUAUUAGUAUAGGUACGAAACCACUAAACCGACAUGGUACGAAUGGUCCUAUUUAGGUACAAAUCGACCGAGUGCGAAACGACCGUGGGUGCGAAACGACUGGUAGGUGCGCCAAAGGAAAAGCAAGCAUGCCCACCACUCAGCAAUGUCUGCGGCCCUUUUCCCUGAAUGCUGCUU
Molecule: messenger RNA, 861 nt
Organism: Pocillopora meandrina
Lineage: Eukaryota; Metazoa; Cnidaria; Anthozoa; Scleractinia; Pocilloporidae
Source: the annotation of a GenBank genome assembly